Molecule: messenger RNA, 450 nt
Organism: Porites lobata
Lineage: Eukaryota; Metazoa; Cnidaria; Anthozoa; Scleractinia; Poritidae
Source: the annotation of a GenBank genome assembly
AUGCUCCUGACAAACUGCUUUUUUUUUUUUUUAAAGACUAGCGCGGAUGUCCGUAACCAAAAUGGUGGCGAGUACGAGCCAGACAGCCUUUCAAGUUUUCAAAGAAGCAUUCAACGUCGCCUGAAAGAGUUAAAGCUGUCUUUCAAUAUCCUUAAAGACGAAGAGUUUUGUCGUUCCAGAGAAGUAUUGACCGCCAAAAGAAAAAAUCUUGUGAAACAAGGGCGAGGAAACAAGCCAAACGCUUGCCGUGAAUUGACAGGCGAAGAAGAAGAAAAGUUGUUUGAGAGCGGCGCUUUUGGUUGCCAUAAUCCCGAAGCGCUCCAGCGCACAUUAUGGUGGUUCUUUUCACUCCACUUUGGAAUCAGAGCCAGGGACGAAAGCCGGAAACUUUGCUGGGACGAUUUGGAGCUGCAAAUUGAUCCUGAAACAGGCAGAGAAAUCUUGGUUUGG